GCGAUGGCGGUCGUUCGUCAUCAUCAUCUUCUUCAUCAUCGUCUUCUCCAAAAGAUCUCUCUUCAAUUCCUCAUUACUCUUCCUCCAUUAAUGCACAUAUAACGCAACCUACAAACUGAUACACAACAGCGGCGAAAGGAGAUUCACGUUCCUCACUUUUCUCGAUUCGUUAUUAGGGUUCUGUUCUAUUCGUUGUGUACUCCAUCCUGUUCUUUACUGUCCACCAACAAUCGUUAUCUCCAGACUGUAGGAUCUAGGGAGGAUCCUUGCGUUUUCCAUUUUCAAAAUAUAUAUAUAUAUAUACUGUAAUACAAAGUUUUUGAACCCUGAUCAGCAACAUCCAUCAAAACAGGCUGCUUUAUUAAUUAAUGGGCAGUCCUUCUGCAACUACUGGGUCAGUCCCAAGCCCUACAGAUGAAACACCUCGCGUUAAAUUUCUCUGUAGUUUUCUGGGUAGCAUACUGCCUCGUCCUCAAGAUGGGAAACUGAGGUAUGUUGGUGGUGAAACACGAAUAGUGAGUGUUUCACGUGAUAUUAGUUAUGAAGAGCUUAUGAUCAAAUUGAGAGAGCUUUAUGAAGGGGCAGGUGUAUUGAAAUAUCAACAACCAGAUGAGGAUCUGGAUGCUUUAGUUUCAGUUGUGAAUGAUGAUGAUGUAAUCAAUAUGAUGGAAGAGUAUGAUAAGUUGGGGUUUGGCGAUGGUUUCACUAGAUUAAGGAUUUUUCUAUUUUCUCACCCUGAACAAGAGGCUUCUUCACAAUUUAUGGAAAUAGAUGAUAGGGAUACUGAGAGGAGAUAUGUUGAUGCUUUAAAUAGUCAUAGUGAGUCGCCGGAGUUUAGAGCUAAUCACCUUUCUGAAACACCUGUAACCCUUUCAUUAGAGGAUGUAUAUGCUUCUGAUCAAUACUAUGGUCAGGUGAAUUUCGACAAUGGAAUCCCGAACCAUAGGAAUAAUUAUGAUCUUCCGCUCCAGCAAUUUAACUUGCACCAUUUGAGAGUUCCUCAUCUGAAUUCUGCCCAGCAUCAGCAGCCACCUCCUCAGAGGUAUAACAACGAAUUUGAUGGUAAUAGGAGUCCUGCGUACCACUCUCCAAGGCAUGCGGUUGAUUAUCCAAAUUCACCUUCAUCAACCCUUUAUCGCCCACAAUACCCAGAAUUUCCUGAGAAAACUUCUGAAGAAUAUGGUUGGCAGCAGCAGCAAAUGAACCAUAUAUCUCCCUAUGAACAACAACAGCUAAGAUUCUCUGAUAAUAUGGCCUGGUAUCCUUCUGGAGGCUUGCCAAAUGGUGUACCCUGUUUUCCUGGCAAUAUUCUUGAUGGAACCAAUCGAAAUCAAGCCUAUCAUGACCAACAACUACCAAUUGAGCAGCCUCACAUGGCAAAUGGUCAACCAGGGUCUUCUUACAUUCCAAAUUCAGAAGCAAACUAUCACCAUGGGUUGUAUUCUAGAGAACAGAAUGACCAUCGUGUCCCUUUCAAUGAUACGCAUAAUCGUGCAAGAGGAUGGAAUAUGCAGCAUAUCGCGAUUCCUCAAACUGAGGAACCUAGAUCAACUAUUGCUUUAGAUGGAAUGCAACAUGACCAUCAUGGAGUUCUAUCGGACGGUCAUCAUUUGAAUCCGACAUAUGUUCAUAACGAGGAUCCUCGAUACAUCAGAUCUGGACCUGAACAGGGGAAUAGGUAUGGUAACGUUCCUUAUUCUCGUGGAGCAGAUGGUUUUGUUCGGUUGCCACAUGGACAAAGUAAUGAUCCAAUACACAAUGUUCUCUCUUACGAAGCAUCAACUUCUGGUCAACUAUCAAAUGGUAUGCCUGGUCCAGGAUUUAUUAUGAGCAAUGUGGAGAGUAAUAAUCCUAGGAUGUUAAUGGGAAUGGACAAUCAAAACCCUUGUCAGGCGCCAUAUUUCAUUCCACCUACUCAUAAUCAAGAGAGACAAUACAUGAUUGGUCAUGGAGUUCGUCAGUCUUGUGAUAUGCUAAAUCAUUCUUCUCAUGUGGAACCUGUGCAGUUAUCAAAUUUAGCGUCGAGUUCAAGUAACAAUAAAUUUGUCCCACCUACGUUGCCUCAUUUGGGAUCAAGAAAAGACACUACUGUUGGUGAAAAUAUUGAGAAUGAAUUAGAUCAAAAUAAGACCGCUAAUGAGUGCAGUGGCCCUGUGAUGCAGGUCAAGGAGGCUGCACUGGAAUGCCAUGACAGUGUAAAAGGAAAAGCUGAAGGAAAUGGCAAUUAUGAGGACUCUGAUACAGUAGCAGCAAAAGAGGAAAUAGGAUUGAAUAAAUCUAAUACCCUUCGUUGUGCAGAAGGAAAGGAAGAAAAUGGAAUUCGAUCAGAGGCUAUAGAUGCACCUCCUGACAUAGAGGUGGAUUCAGACAAUGAGUGUUCAGGAGAAUCCAAAAUAGAGCCAACCAAGGCUGAGGAGGAAGCUAUUGCUAGGGGAUUACAGACAAUUAGAAAUGAUGAUUUGGAGGAGGUCAAGGAAUUAGGCUCAGGUACCUAUGGUGCUGUUUUUCAUGGAAAAUGGAAGGGUUCUGAUGUGGCAAUCAAAAGGAUCAAAGCAAGUUGCUUUGCUGGGAGACCUUCUGAAAGAGAACGAUUGAUAGCAGAUUUUUGGAAAGAGGCUUUGAUAUUAAGCUCUUUACAUCACCCAAAUGUAGUUUCUUUUUAUGGAAUAGUGCGCGAUGGUCCUGAUGGGUCAUUAGCAACUGUGACGGAAUUCAUGAUUAAUGGGUCCCUGAAACAAUUUAUCCACAAAAAGGACAGGACAAUUGACCGUCGAAAGAGGCUCAUAAUAGCUAUGGAUGCUGCUUUUGGAAUGGAGUAUUUGCAUGGAAAGAACAUUGUCCAUUUUGAUUUGAAAUGUGAGAAUUUGUUAGUGAACAUGAGAGACCCACAUAGACCGGUUUGCAAGAUUGGUGAUCUUGGAUUGUCAAAAGUAAAGCAACAUACGUUAGUGUCUGGGGGUGUUCGUGGAACUUUACCAUGGAUGGCACCUGAGCUUCUUAGUGGAAAAAGUAACAUGGUUUCAGAUAAGAUCGAUGUGUAUUCAUUUGGGAUUGUAAUGUGGGAAUUACUAACCGGAGAAGAGCCUUAUGCCGAUAUGCAUUGUGCUUCUCUCAUAGCCGGGAUUGUGAACAACACAUUACGUCCAACUAUUCCAACUUGGUGCGAUCCAGAAUGGAAGUCUUUGAUGGAAGGUUGUUGGGCAUGUGAUCCGACUGAGAGACCUUCUUUCACUGAAAUCUCGAGGAAGUUAAGAACUAUGGCUGCAGCAAUCAAUGUCAAAUGAAAACUACUUAAACAUUAUCCCCGCCUCCUUUAUGUCUAGAAUCAGAAUUCCUGAACCCUGCAAAAUAUAAAUGACAGAUGAUUUUUAUUUUUUUCCACAUUUUUUUUUCUUUUGUCCAUCCUGUUGGUUGGAAAUACAUAUAUAUAUAUAUUAGGAAAUAAUAUUCCUACUAUAUAAUAUGUGCCUUAAAGGACUUUCUUUGGAAUAUAGUUCUUCUUCUUCUUCCUCCUCAAGGAGACCUGCAUAUUAGGUAACCAUUUUAGCAUCAGAUUGUUUACUUGUUCUUUUUCUGUCAUUUUUUUUCUAAUGAUUUUUGUACACAGGGUUGGGUCAAUUUCUUGUUUCUGGAGCCGAAGCUGUUGGUGUAUAUAUAUAUAAGCUAGCUGGCUGGACGUCGUAGUAGAAAUAAAAUAAAACCUUAGGUUUUCGAGGGUGGUGGUAUAUAAUCCUGAUGCAGCUAUUUAUUUAAAGAAGUUAUUUAUUCAUUCUCCUAUUGUUUCCUUUUGGACUAUCAAUGUAUGUGUGUUUGGUGACCUGCUCAAGUUGAAUAAUCCAUUUAAAUAAAAGACAAUCUUUGUAAGA
This is a messenger RNA of Impatiens glandulifera, 3866 nucleotides long. RefSeq lists its product as uncharacterized. Bases 369 to 3284 code for a protein of 971 amino acids. Gene Ontology annotation, molecular function: ATP binding; protein binding; protein kinase activity. NCBI's taxonomy places the organism in Eukaryota, Viridiplantae, Streptophyta, Magnoliopsida, Ericales, Balsaminaceae. The transcript has 10 exons. Gene Ontology annotation, cellular component: cytoplasm. Gene Ontology annotation, biological process: protein phosphorylation; signal transduction. The record is from RefSeq and is a predicted model, not a curated record.